Molecule: messenger RNA, 1979 nt
Organism: Cataglyphis hispanica
Lineage: Eukaryota; Metazoa; Arthropoda; Insecta; Hymenoptera; Formicidae
Gene: bor
Product: ATPase family AAA domain-containing protein 3A homolog
Exons: 4
Coding region: 111-1961 (616 amino acids)
Biological process (GO): mitochondrion organization
Cellular component (GO): mitochondrion
Molecular function (GO): zinc ion binding; ATP hydrolysis activity; ATP binding
Source: RefSeq, a predicted model, not a curated record
CGAGACGUCGCGCAUGUCGUGAAUGAACCACGGAGAGACGGAGGCGCGCGAGCUUAACCUAAAUCUUGCUUAAAGGAGUACGCCGGUACGAACGUAGAAAAGAAAAAAAAAUGUCGUGGCUAUUCGGCUAUCGGAAUUCGCAGCCGCCGCAGGAUUUCUCGCAAUUCGUCGCGCAACCGCCACCCGGUGCGGGUGGCGGCGACAGCGUCAACGGUGGCGGUAACAACCCUCCGUCGAGGAUCAGCAGCUCUCAAAUGGAAGCGUACAGAUUCGAUUCGGCCGCCCUGGAACGGGCCGCCUCGGCUGCCAAGGAACUCGAACGAUCCAAACAUGCAAGAGAAGCCUUGGAUCUAUCUAAAAUGCAAGAAACCACAAGACAAGUGGAAUUGCAGACUGAAAUGAAGAAAUACGAAGCCAGUAUUGAACAGUUUAAAGUGGAGCAAAAACGAGUGGAUGCUGAGGAAAGAAGAAAAACUAUGCAAGAAGAGACAAAGCAACAUCAAAUGAGAGCACAGUAUCAAGAUCAAUUGUCUAGAAAGCGUUACGAGGAUCAAUUAAUCCAGCAACAAAAGAUGAACGACGAAAAUCUGAGAAGGCAAGAGGAAUCGGUAGCCAAACAAGAAGCCAUGAGAAAAGCUACGAUAGAGCACGAGAUGGAAUUGAGGCAUAAGAACGAGAUGAGGAAACUAGAGGCAGAAUUAAAGGCCAAAGCAAAAGUUGACAGAGAAAAUCAAGAUCUUAAUUUGGAACAGAUUAGAUUGAAAGCUGCAGAGAAGAGGAUUACCGUUUUAGAAUCUAUAAAAACAGCCGGCUCAGUAUUAGGCUCGGGAGCCAAAGCCAUGCUAGAAGAUCGGGAUAAGAUCCUCGCGGCGGCGGGCGGUUUGUCACUUGUAGCCCUCGGAAUAUACACUGCCAAGAGUUCGACUGGCGUAGUAUCGCGCUACAUCGAGUCUCGCUUAGGGAAACCGUCAUUGGUACGUGAGACAUCUAGAUUUACGUUCCUCGAUACCAUCCAGCAUCCAAUUCAAGCGGUGAAGAAGUUGAAAAGCAAACAGACCGACGCGCUGUCCGGCGUAAUUCUUGCACCGAAACUUGAGGAGAGGCUGCGCGACAUCGCGAUAGCCACGAAAAACACGAAGCAAAAUCGCGGCAUGUAUAGAAACAUACUGAUGCACGGUCCGCCAGGAACUGGUAAGACUAUGUUCGCUAAGAAACUGGCCGAACACUCUGGUAUGGAUUACGCGAUCGUGACGGGUGGUGAUUUGGCGCCGUUGGGUAGAGACGGCGUGACUGCCAUUCACAAGGUGUUCGAUUGGGCAUUGACGUCUCGAAAGGGAUUAUUGCUGUUCAUCGACGAGGCGGACGCAUUUCUAAGAAAACGCUCGAGCGAGCAUAUCUCGGAGGAUCUCCGAGCGAUGUUGAACGCGUUCCUGUACCGGACCGGUGAACAGAGCAACAAGUUUAUGCUGGUGCUUGCGUCGAAUACGCCCGAGCAGUUCGAUUGGGCGGUAAACGAUCGACUGGACGAGAUGGUGGAGUUCCGUCUUCCGGGUCGCGAGGAACGCGAACGUCUGGUCCGCCUGUACUUUGACAAAUUUGUCCUGCAACCGGCGAUCGAGGGUAAUAAGAGACUGAAAGUUGCGCAAUUCGACUACAGCUCGCUGUGUAGCAAAAUGGCCGAUCUGACAGAAGGAAUGUCUGGACGAGAGUUGGCAAAACUCGGGGUCACCUGGCAAGCAGCGGCCUAUGCUUCAGAGGACGGCGUGUUAACGGAAAAGAUGGUCAUGGAUAGGUGUCUCGAAGCCAUUAAGCAGCACAAACAGAAGGUACAAUGGCAAAGCGAGCAAGAGAAGCAAGAAUCGAAGUCAAUAUAUGCCGCGGAGGACGACGCAGUUGUCCGUUCGACUUCAAAAGUUCCGGCAAUAGAACCAUGUCCGGAAAAUACAAUAGCUACAGCCUAGAUAAUUGCAAGAUGCAAU